This is a messenger RNA of Cydia strobilella, 8868 nucleotides long. RefSeq lists its product as uncharacterized. Gene Ontology annotation, cellular component: nucleus. The record is from RefSeq and is a predicted model, not a curated record. The transcript has 12 exons. The coding region runs from base 268 to 2355 and encodes 695 amino acids. Lineage: Eukaryota; Metazoa; Arthropoda; Insecta; Lepidoptera; Tortricidae.
UGUAAUCUGUCAUUCAUUUAAUGUUAUUGAAUAGGUGUGUUUUUAAUUUGUUUUGGUAUAAAGAAGCUUACCUUUGUCAUAAAUUUAAGUGGUUGGUGUACGAAAUUCGUUGACAAAGUAGUUCUAAAGCCCGCCAUGAGCAAUAUGUGCUUGAAAUAGUCAUAAUUAAAAUUAUGAAGCAGUGGGACCAAGUUUAUUUAAUGGCAUUUCCUGUUAGCAGACAAAAUAAGCAUUGUUUGUAUCUAUAAGUUGUAAAAUGAACACAGCAUGUCUUUUUUGAGUACUACCGAAAAUGUGGGUUUCAGUGGCAUUCCACAAAAUAUAUCAGACGCAAGCUGCGCAACUCAAUACAAGUUGGCAGUGGAAGGUGUCUCGGGCAACUGUGGAGAUGUUAACAUGUUCAUACAAGAUAGCUCGGGCGAUGAACAGACUUACAUACCACACUUAAAUGAAAAUUUCUUCCAAACCAAAUUUAAAAUAGAUCCCAACGAGCUUUACACAUUUCAUGACUCUGACAUCAUUGCCGGAGAAAUAACUGUUAGUCAUACAGAUGAUAAUUUCAUGUUCCCUGAUAAUGUAGAAGUGAAGGCUAAGUUCUUGGACAGCCCGAACAAUGAGGUGGAUCUUCAGAUUAAAGGCUCUCUUCCUAACGGGGAGGUCAUCAGGGAUGAGAUUAAGCUCGAGAUUGUUCCUAACGGGCAUUUCAUGCCCGAGCCUAAGCAUCCCAUGACUCCAAAUUACAAAGAUGUGAAGACUACUAAUACCAAAGUUCAGAAAGCAAAGAAUCCAAGCCUCGGAAAAGAAAUCAGUCGAAGUAAUUCUGUUGAAGCAAGACGGCCAAGUGUUCAUAGCCCAAAGGGGCAAUCUAAUAAUGUAGCCUCAUGUAAGAAAGUCAGUAUUAAUAGUCUUAAUACUAAUCAUAGUAAGUCCUCGUCAAAUCCCAAGCUGUCGGGGUCGGAAACAUUUCUGGAUGUUUUUAAAAGAGAACAGGGGCUGGUUGAGAAUGCCCCGGCAGUUAUAAAGACUGAGUCUCCUGCUGCACCCCCACCUAAAGCACCACCAUCUUCAGUGAAGAAAGCACCAUCAGCCAAGUCGUCCCAAAGCAAGGUCCGGCGAGGCCGCGGGCCGGCGGUCCACGAGGCCUUGCAGCGGAUACCCACACCUCGCGCCGUACCCGUCCCCAAUCGAGCCUGGCACGCCCCUGGGGACAGCUUAUUUGACUGCGGACCUCUUGAUGAUAGAAAACCGGGAUUCCGGCAGUUGGAGAGCAGUAGCAGUGACGAUGAUAACAUACCUGAGUUUGAAUUAGGCAACGGUCCCGUCUGCUUAGAAGAAAACGCGGCAGAGUCCAGAGGAGCACGUCUUGCGCUCCGCAGGGCAGCGUUAAGAAGGCAUGUCGUCAGAGCGGACACCUCUCUACGCUUAGCGAGGGAUUAUCGGGAGCACAAAUCACUUGCUGCUAUCAUCAAGAAACAACUCAACGGGCAAGGCUCAUCGUGCCGCCUUCCAACUCAAAUUGUGAACCAUUUGCUAGCGAUGCGCGGCAUGCCUGAGGUCCUGUCUUCGUGGGAACGGCGAAGACUCAGGGAAAUCGGCUGGUCUGGCGGCGAGAGUGGCUCCCUAAAACCGUGCCUCGGUUCCGCCUGCUCCGAGGACGGUUGCGACGCCCCGCGCUUGCCUUGCGGGCGUUACUGCUUAUCGCACGUUACUAUGGCGCCCGAACAAAGAUUGUAUGCGUCGUGUGCGGCGGUGUUUGCCGGGGGAGCGAGGUGCAAGCAGCCGAUAUUGCCGCUUCAAGAGCAGACACCUCUCUGUGCUGAACAUGCGUGGAAGCGAGACAACUACGACAAGCUGAGCCGCGACAGCAAGCCGAAGAAGCUCGUUAGAAAGCGCGUGCCGCCGCCCGCGCCGCGCCGCGCCAAGCGCCGGCGGCGCCUGCCCAAGCGGCCCGUGCCUACGCCUAACCAAUCUCUCUCAGAAAUCAACGUGUGCUCGAAUUCGUCGGCAAACGAGAGCUCGGAAGACACCGGCAUGGGCGCGCUCAGCGAAAACGAGUUCAUCGUCUCGGCCACCAACUCGCACGAACUUGAAGUGGGUCAAGUGCCCCCCGACGAUAUUCUGGACCCAGCAGUACUCAGCCAGAUUCCUGAUGAGGCGUUCACGGAAUUCUUCAAUCAAGGUGGUUCGUCAUUCGCGGAGAGUUCGGAGCUGGCCGCUGCGCUGGAGGCCGUGCUGGACGAGCGCGCGCUGGACAGCAUCGGGGACGUGUUCCAGCACUCGCCGCACCUGCCCAAGCCUAAGAUGCAAGUGCCAGCAUCAGUGGCAAUGGAGAUGUCCUCGAGCACGCCCUCAUAACACACUAAUCUAACUAUGUUAAGCUAAAAUAUACUAUGUACUACAAUAGGAACAAAUUCAUAGUCUCAAAGAGUUGAAAUUAAUUUCGUCAUGCUUUAAGUUUUGUAUGUUUGUGUAUAGAAUGGAUUGUGGAGUGCCGUGUACAUGAUAUUAGUUUGGGUUUAGGGUCCGUAGCUGGAUGGUAAAUAGCUUGGUGGUCAAUAAAUGUGCAGGUAGACUUGAGGCCGUUUUCGAUUGGCUGCGCAACGUACGCUAAAAUAAUGAAUGAAUGAAAAAUCUUUAUUUUCAGGCAAGUAUUGGCCCAUAGAUAAUUAAAUACCUUAAAACUAGCAUACAUAUUAUACAAUAUAGCCUAUAGGUAUAAUCUUAAAAAACUAAAACACACACUAUGGCUGCCAUGCACUUCGCGACCUUGUUGUGUCGGGGGCCAAAACUCCUCCUUGGUGAAGGUCAGUCGUUCAGACGGAACGCUCACCACAAAAGAAUUUAAAUUCGCAUUGUGUCGAGAUUCCACCCGACCCUCAGGGCGAAUUCGGACUUGACUCGUACAUAAUGACUUCAUUUCCUCACUUAAAAUAAGUGAUUUAUUGUAACCCACCGUUUAAAAUUAAACAUUGACUUUUUAACAUCAAUACUACUCUACUAUUGGAAAUAAAGUAAAAAUGCGAAUUUUUUAAGGAUAAAACAAUAAAACGAAUGAUGGUCUCGACAUGAAAACAGGUUUUAUAUUAACAUACAUACCAAAUUUCAGGACUGAUCUAGAGAUUUGGACUUUUGUUCUAUUUCCAUUACGUUGACGCCACUAGGCAUUAAGUCCGCCAUUUGUACAUUAUUUUUAUGUUUUGUGCAAUAAAGUUUAAAUAAAUCAAUAAAUACUUAUAUCAUAGUGUAAUGUGGUUCAAUAAAACAUUGACACAGCGGUGCGUUGCGUGGGCUAUUCGAAAAUUAUUUUUAGACAGUGACAGAAGCUUCCUUGCUAAAUAUGUAAAGUUUUCGCUUCGAAUGGAAAUAAUCCCUGUAAAAUGUUGCUCAUUCAAAUGUUACUAAGGUUUUUUAGGGUCGGUUUUGGAGGCGUUUGAUAUCUUUGUUUUUACGUUUGAUUAAGAACCACCGUAUGAAGCACCAUAGCUUAUCCUGCUUAUCAAAGUCAACCAGUGAAAGUCACUAAGUGCAAAUAUUGAUUUAUUAAUUAGCAUUGGUGCUUCUAAUUUUAAAGCCAAUGUUAAAAGCUGUGGCUCCUUAUACAAUGCGCAAACUCUGGAUGUCAAAAAAUCAAGUCUCAAAAACAGUCCCUGAUUUACCCAUUCUAAUGUCCUUAUAAUGCCCAGUGUACAAUAUAAUGUACGUACAAAAUUUUAUGGUUUUUACUCUUGAAACAGCUUUAUUUUUACUAUUAUCAAAUACAUAAAAGAGAUUCAAUGACUAACAUGACAUUUUGUGACAAAUAUUGUACAUUGGGUUGUAAGUACGGCUACCAUGAGUUGACAUUUGUCGUUUACGCCAACGACUGCGUGAGCUCGAUCGCAGUCCAUCUCACUCGCACUGAUGUAUUGGUGCGAUCGAGAGGGACGGCGAUCAAGUUCACGCAGUCGCUAGAGUAAAUGUCAAAUGUCAACUCAUGGUAGCCGUAUAGGACAAAAUACAACCGCAGUGUCUUUACAAUAUAAAUGAGAUAGCAUGCAUGUACCCUUCCACUGUAUCGUAAUUAGCUUAGGAGAAUUGUUGCUACGUAGAAAAUGUGUGUUGUUACAGGUUAAGUCGUGGUUAGACCAGGAUGGUAGCAAGAUUGUCAAUACUAGCAUAAACUGAGGGAAAUACUAAUAACGUAAAGUACGUUCAAAAACAUGUGAAAGUAACUGGUAGUUGGAGUAGAUGGCGCCAAUGUUUUGUGGCAAGGUCAAUGUGGGGAAGACCGGCAUAUAAAAUGUAUUGCAGGGAAGACCGUCAUAGCGCAGGAACUCUCGUAUUUGUAUAUGUUACGUCGCUGAGACACAGUCAGAAAGAAAGUUCAUCAUUCCUGUUUAAGAGUCCCCGGCAAGCUCGGUUCUCCAUACAAACGUAGUUAAUAGGCCCUCAUUUUAAAACGACUAGCUAGAUUGCUUUGAAACUUUGUACUUACAAUAGGAUAUCUAGGUCUGUAAUUAGUUUAUGUAGGUUCAGAUAAAAUAGUUAAAAAAAUACAGCGAAUUUAAGUUUUUCAUACAAAACUUGUUUUUGCUCUAUUUCGUUUGUUUUAUAUACUAGAGCUAUAUAAACUAAUUACAGACCUAGAUAUACCUCAUGUCAUUGUAUGUGCAAAGUUUCAUUACAAUCCAACACGUAGUUUUAGAAUGAGAACGAAACUCCGUUUGUAUGGGAAGGUGAAAUUCGGCCGAGCUUGCCGGGGACUCUUAACAGACCUUUCUGUGAUUGGAGUAUGUGUACAACCGCAUGAGUUAAAAGCGACGAAAGAUCUUGUAGACGAUCUUCCCUUAUAGGCGAUCUUCUACAUUGACCUUAACUGCACUGUCAAAGUUAGCGCUUAAAAGCCUAGUUACCUACUGCAUAAUGUAUAGAUCGCACAGUGCCAUCUACUUUAGCUGUCAAAUUUGAGGCUACAAUAGUUCCACUGCUUUACGCGUCUUGGUGUUUUCCUUUAGGUUCUAUUAGGUAAACGCAAGUAGUAUCGGAGUUGAAAAUUACAAGUGAAUGUUUUGGGAGGUUUAUCUCGACUUUAGGAAACUCUUACGUCUUAAGGGACCCACUGAUUACCAGUCCGCCGGACGAUAUCGGCCUGUCAGUUGUUCGGAACUGUCAAAUUUAUGUUCUAACUGACAGGCUGAUAUCGUACGGCGGACUGAUAAUCAGUAGGCCUCUUUACGAUAUCUUUAGAAUUAGCAAUAUUUAAAUCAUUGACCAUAUUCGACUACUAUUCGACUAUAAGUACAACUAAUUUUUACCACUCGAAAUUGAUUAAUUGAAGUGAGUUAAAGAAAACGAUCUUUGAAAGAAACUUGGAUCUUAUUUGACAUUCUUCAGCGUUUAGUUAGCGUGAUCGAUCAAAAUCAAUUAGUAUAUUUAAACCACGUAAUUGUGGAAACGGCAACCGAUGCAACCUAUUUAUUAAAAGAAAGUUAUGCACGAUUGAAACGCUCAUUAGUUGCCAACGUAGUUAUUAAAUAAUGUAUGUAAUAAAUCGAUUAUUUAUAAAAUAGGUAGCUGAUGUUUAAAUCACCGAAAACGAGAGGUAUAAAAAAUAAGUAAGGUUUUAACAGUUUCCAAGGAUAUAGUAUGUUGACGUCGUGAGAUUUGCAUUUACCCAUUCCGCCUUUUUUUAUAUCCAAAAAUGACACGCACUCGCCAACGUCAUUGAUUAUACAAGGUUAGCAAAUAUAAACCUUACUUGAAUGCAUUAAAGUUACUUUUACAGCGUACGAUGUCGUUAUAACACAUAACUUAUAAGCAUUCAUCGCGAUAUAAUCACAACUCGUGACGCCUAUAAAAUAUAUUUACAAUAAAAGGCUUAGUUACUACAAAAGGUCGGCGCGCUCAUAGGUUACGGUGCCCGCUUACCAUCGGCCGAAUGACUUGUUUGCAACCAUUGCGGUAUAAAUAAAAUCAACACAGGACCACAACUCAGUUUGUCGUGUGGAAUCUAAUCACUAAUAAUCUUACCAAUCAUUAGCUUUUUCCAGAAGUAAAUUACAAACAUCACUUGUUUUUACUAUCAAUCUAGUGCGUGAAGUGAAAGUACUCUACGUCAUACGAGGAAAACCCCAUUUUUCUUCACUACUUAUGCGUUGCGUGCGCAAUUGCACAUUUUUUUGCUAUUACGAAUUGCUUUCCAUUUUUUCUGAUUUAUAAUACUGUUUCUACAAUGUAUCCGGAUGAUGGUUGGACGCCUGCUCGGCAUUUGCCGUUUCGUCAUCGGAUUAAAUAAGUAGUACAGGAGCUGAUUGUAAUAUGACUUGUGUCGUUACCGUUUCUUUAAAAAAAGAAAAUGGCGAUUUUAUUUAUUUAGAAAGUGUAUACAAAGUUGACGUUCGUUAUUUGAAUUUUAACGGAAUACACGGUUCUGAAAUAAAUAAAUGGAUGAAGGCCAGUUAUUAAUUUGCAAUUAAUUAAAGAUGAAUUAUUCCAAAAUUUACAGAUAAAAUACCUAGAUAGGGUACUCGUGAUUUUCUGCUUUAAAGUAAAUUGAAUAAAUCCUUUAUUUAAGACAAGCCCUCUUAGAGGAUGAUUCAUGAUUGUAGAAAAUUACUUACAUAUGACCAUGCACUGAAGGGAUGAUAGUUUUAACAUUAUUUAUUUUAUUUUAAAAUUUAAUUCAGGCAACAAGGCCCAUAUUACAUAAUAUACCUUAUAGACUAACGUACAUAUAAAAUAACACUAUGAGUGCGACAGAACGGCGUGGCUCCGUUGAAUCGUCUGUUCUUGUGUCGGAUUCGGCAGUUUGCCCCGGAACCUCCGAAACACGACACCCUUCGGCCAGAAGUCGGCGGGUAUUAUGUAUACAGUUGUUUAUAUUUCUCAAGCUUCAUUCUUCAGAUAUAAAAACCAGGUAGUCCUUUAACCUACUAGGCAACUCAUCGCAUGUUUAAAGUAGGUAGCAAAAACUUUAACUCAAACAGGUCUAUCCCUACUUUUUCACCUAGUCUUGAUGGUGCGCGCGGCUUGCCGCCAUUGCUCAUUCUUUAUUCUUGCGAGGCAACGAACGCACGUAAAAUCAUAAUUUUGUUUCAAAGUCGUUUAAAAUGCCUAUACGUAGUGCACUUAGUGCAGACAUUAUACGAUUUAUACGCUGUGGGAUUAUUCGUUUCGUAUUCGUUGUGCAAUAUAAAAUAUAUUUGUUAUUGAAAUUGUUCAUCAUCCUGGAGGUUAGUCGAGAACUAACACGAAGGAAUAAAUCAUCCUGGGGGUUGGUCGUGAAUCAACACGAAGGAAUAAAUCAUCCUGGGGGUUGGUCGUGAACCAACACGAAGGAAAAAAUUAUCUUGGGGGUUGGUCGUGAACCAACACGAUGGAAAGUCUGUUCGUACUUCGAACACCGAUUGCGCCCGGGGGUUGGUCGUGAACCAACCAAAGGUUUAAUUAAGAUCGGACAGCGCGCAACGAAACAAAGGGCCCUAAAUAAUCAUAUUGUGUUGUGUUAAAGAGACGAGGGAGGAUUUCUUUUUAUUUGGUUUUAGAUGGCCCAACAGAAAAAACUCAAGCAAAAUUGCCGAGUGAUAAUAGAUCCUUCAGAUCCUGAAAAAAAAAAAAAAAAAAAAAAAAAAAAAAAAAAAAAAAAAAAAAAAAAAAAAAAAAAAAUCAGAUACUUAAGUGUAACUAUUUUAACUAUUUUUGUAAAAAACUUACACUUUGUGAUCAAAUACCUUGCAUUUACUUUGUACCGCGCGGGCCGUGAGUCCACGACUGGUAACUAUAAACCUGGGGGGCGGCCUAGAGUCGUCACGAAGAUAGAACUUGCUUGGGGUUGGCCGUGAGUCAACACGAUAGCAAUGCAUAACACAAUUUAAUAAAUCUAUAGCGGUUCUCGAUCAAAACCACGCACAUUUUAAAACACCAAGUUCAAGUUUUUCUAUGGGCAAUAAAGAAUUAUCUUUUAAGUUCAAGUUCAAAUAUACUUUAUUCAUGUAGGCCUAUUUAUGUAAUCUAAAACCUUACGGGUUUUAUUUUGAAGAACGUUCGAAGUCUACCCUCGAAUUAAAAAUAUUUCUUUUAAAUUUUUUCACCAGCGCUCCGCGGUUCAUUUUUGAUUUGUGCGUGUCAGAGACACGUCGGUCUAGCUGCCGAAAUGUUCGGCACAAGACUACAUUGCCUUUUAAAAAAAAAAUCCUUACAUAUAAAAUAUAUUUGGAUUUUUAAUAUCCAAUUAUAGGUGACAGAAUAAAUUUUACUCACACCUAACCCAUAGUACGGUACUUUUAUCCGCCCAGAGGUUGAAUUUGAAUAAACACGAGACUACCUCGUAAAUUUAUAAUUGAAACAAUACAAUAGUACCUAUAUUGUUUUUAUAUUACCCACAUAAGUAUAACUUGUCUCUAAAAGUGGGAAUUGCUAAAUAGGUCGUCACGUCACGUGAUGUAUAUCUGAUCGAAAUUCCUAAACUUAAGCUGGAUAAAAUCUCUUUUACCACAAAUUAAAUGGAAUAAACUAAGUGGUAAUACCCUGCACAAUGCAUAUAUUUUGGUGACUAUUUUUGAAUGUUUAUAUAUGCAUAUAACCAUACAAAUUAUCGGGAUACGUACGCCAAUAUUGUUAUGGGAUACAUAAAAAUAUGAAUAUAUUUAUAAUACCGUAGGCGAUGUCAGUAUCUAAGUACCUUGUGUCUUUUUAAAAAUAUGAUUUUACUUUUUUAAGUGAUAUUGAAUAAUUAAAUAAUUUGAAUCAUCCAAUUGUAACAAAGACACCUAACUGAAUUGAAUUACAGGAAAAUGGGUUUAUUCAUCAUUAUCUAUCUAAUAAACCCAAUGAAACAAUUUGUGAGUACUGAAUAUGAAAGAAAGAAAGAAAGAAAAUAACUUUAUUUUG